Molecule: messenger RNA, 783 nt
Organism: Adineta ricciae
Lineage: Eukaryota; Metazoa; Rotifera; Eurotatoria; Adinetida; Adinetidae
Source: the annotation of a GenBank genome assembly
AUGAUUUUGGCACUUUUAGUAGUUUAUGUUCCUGAUGGUAAAACUCAAGCAGCAACAAAAACACCAACAUUAACAUUUUUCUCUACGAGGACUACCACAUCAUCAACUUCCUCCUUUCAUAUUACACGAACGAGUUCUACGUCACCUUUAUCGUCGCUAUCAUCGAAUCCUUCCACCACCUCCACUGCGACAACAGCCUCUUUAUCAUCGAUCUCCUCCAUCCACACGACAGCAAUUGCAAGACCGUUACCGUUAGUCAGUGUUAGUAGAACGGUUAGCGGAGUUUACAAUACAACUAUUGGUGGUAAUAGCACAGCCUCAACAAUUGGUUAUGGGAUGGGUCAAUAUCCUGCUACUGAAGAGCCAUCCUAUGCAUGUGAUAAUAAUAUAUCAACAAAGUAUCUAAAUUUUGGGUCAUGUAUAUCCAUAAAUAAUUCUCAAUGUAUUUUCAAAACGGGGUUUUAUCUUGAAUUACAACGUGGUUCAACAUUAGUUACGGGAAUGCAGAUUUGUACUGCCAACGAUUUUGCAGGGCGUGAUCCAUUUAAAAUGUCAUUGGAAGGAAGUAAUCAAUCUGGAACAAAUCUCGCUCUUGGCACCAGUUGGACUCUUAUCUACCAUGGUACCACUGGGCUACAGGCAGAUCCUGGUCGAUUCAAGUGUAGCGCUGUACGAACAUUAAACAAUACAGCAUGGUAUAAUAGUUAUCGAUUUCUUGUUUCUGAGACAAGAGCAAAUUCAAAUACUGUCCAAUACUCCGAAGUACGAUUGUAUGGGUAUUGA